Arabis nemorensis is the source of this 576-nucleotide messenger RNA. NCBI's taxonomy places the organism in Eukaryota, Viridiplantae, Streptophyta, Magnoliopsida, Brassicales, Brassicaceae. The record is from the annotation of a GenBank genome assembly.
AUGGAGGAUUUUGUGGAUCACUAUAAAGUUCUAGGGUUACCCUCUGGAGAAGAAGCUCUAAAGCUUAGCGUGAACCAGAUUUCAAAAGCAUACAGGUUAAAAGCUUUGGACUUGCAUCCAGAUAAACGACCAGAUGAUCCUCAUGCUCAUGAGAAAUUUCAGAAGCUCAAGACAUCUUACGAAGUUCUCAAACACGAAAAAACCCGGAAAUUGUUUGAUUCCCUUCUUAGAAUCCAGCAUGAAAAACAAGACAAGAUAGGUUCCAAGAGGCGUAAGAUGAUGUCGGAUUUGGAGAAAAGAGAACGUUCUGCUUUUACUCCUUACGACGACGAAGAGAGUUUCUCAAGGAGGCUUAAAGAGGAAGUGGAGAGGAUACGUGCAAAAGAAGCAAAGAAGAAGAGACGUACAAACCAAGUAAAGAAGAUAGUUGUACCUCUUCAGAGAGCAGAACAAACCGAUUUACUAUCGCAGAGCAGUGCUGGUUUUCAAGCUUAUCAAGAUCAGGUUAUGCAGAGAGUGCUAAAGGCGGCUAUGAACCAGAAAACAAUGAUGGAGAUUAAGCCACACGAUCAAUAA